AACAAAAAAAAGAAUAUUGUGCCGUCUUCACUCAUCUGGACUGAGACUCAUAGACGUGCCACACAAGUCUAGAAGGUUUGGCUAUUGUUACCUACAUCUGGUCAGCGCUGCAGCAUGCCUCUGACAGUGUCUCGGGGUGAAGGACUGACCGUCAUCACCAUCACCUCAAACCCAAAGAGCAAAUGGCCCGUACUGUGUCAGAUUCUGGGUUUUCUCUGCUACAGUCCAGUGUGUUCUGUAUCUCAGGGUAUGAAAGGGAAGCUGAAGGAUGUCCACACAGCUCUUGGAAUUGUGCAGAUGAUAAUUGGUGUCCUCAAUAUUGCUGUAGGGAUUGUGUUUACAUGCCUUGGGUCGUGGUUUAUCAUGUAUAGAACAGCCUUUGGACCCUUUUGGAUUGGUAGUGUGUUCCUUGUAGUUGGAAUCAUGUGUAUUCUCUCAGCAAAGUUUCCCACUUCUUGUCUGCUGACCACUGGGAUCAUUCUGAAUUUAGUCAGUGCUGGAUUGGCUAUCGCAGCUGUUGUGCUGUAUUCAGUGGACCUUGCUAAUGAUCAUACAUAUGAAAACUGUGAAACCAGCAGUUACUAUUAUUCACAUUAUGAUGGCUAUGGUUAUGGUUAUGGUAAUAAAACGCCUUCCCCUGAAAAUAGUAAGAGGAGAGAGGAGUGUCUGUACUACAAGAAUCUCAUUGAGAUGAUCCUCGGAGGACUAGAUAUCAUGAUGAUAGCGCUGUCGGUCUUUCAGCUCUGUGUGACGAUCAGUUUCUGUGUUUUGACUGGGAAAGCUUUGUGCAAGAAGGAUGAAGAUGUAAAGUCGGUGGAGGAUCCAGAACUUCACAAGCCGGUCCUGGAAGAUGCCACUCCUGGUCCUGCAUGACACAGAUAAAGAUAAACACACAAAUUUACAAAGUUAUUCUUUUUUCUUGUAAUGGAAUGGCAUUUUGUCUCUCAUUAUAAUAGUGAAAUGAUGUCACUGCAGUACAAUAAUCAUGU
This is a messenger RNA of Sinocyclocheilus grahami, 989 nucleotides long. RefSeq names its product transmembrane protein 176A-like. The transcript is spliced from 7 exons. NCBI's taxonomy places the organism in Eukaryota, Metazoa, Chordata, Actinopteri, Cypriniformes, Cyprinidae. Gene Ontology annotation, cellular component: membrane. The record is from RefSeq and is a predicted model, not a curated record. Bases 115 to 873 code for a protein of 252 amino acids.